CACACAGAGAGAGAGAGAGACAGACAGACAUGACUAAGUGCCUAGUCAUUCUCAGAGUGGAGGUACAAUCCAGAGCUCACUCUUCGGCACCAAUUGCACCUUCCGAACUGAUUUAGAAAAGGUGAGCAUCGUGAACGGAGGGCCUUGGAGACCUAAAUAGAUUCAGAGAAACAGGGAAAAAAUGAGUUCCUGAAUAUUUCUAAGUCAUGAGUCUGGAACUUAUGACAUACAAAGAAAUAUUUUUGGAGUGCCUUUAAGAGAUGAGAAAAAAGAAUUGGAGGCUCUCAGGAAAGGAACAGAGUGAGGCCAGUAAGAAAGGCAGGUAUGAGAACUACUGAGACAAGGAGUAGGAACUUGGGGAAGAUUUAAAAACCAAUUCAGUAAAAGGGGGCUCGAACAAGCUGGGAAUCAAGUGGUUCAGUGCAGUCGGGAGGAGAAAAGUUCUGCUGUAGGAGAAGUGGUGCAGUACACUCGUAGACGGGCAGCUAGGUGAGCAGACAGUUCUCCACAGUCUUGCAUUAGGCAGAGAAUUAAAUAUGGAAUUAUUGGAAGGAAAGGAGGGGGGAAUCUCAAAAGGUAGGAUAAAGGAAUAUCAAGAUAAAAAAAAAACGCUAAAUUUUGGGCCAGUGAAAGGAUGGGAAUGGAGAAAUCCUGCAGUGAAUAAGAAUACAAACAUAAGUGCUGCCAUAAGUGUGAAUAUACAUGUGCAAAUGCCUCCACACGUACAUAUAUAAUGUGAAUAUUCAAAGCUUCACCAGGAUAUUAGGUACUCCCAGGCAAGCAGUUAACUAUUGCAUACCUCUCUUCCUCCAUACGUGGAAAUACAGUUUGCUGUAACAUGCAAUAAUAAUCCCCAAAAUAUCACUGACACAAGAAUCUUGCCAAUUCAUCACUCCUGCUGUCCCAUCACUUCAGCCAGGUCCUAGCUGAGACCACGCCCUCACUUUCUUUACACUGCACUGUGCCUGGUUGCAACCUGUUUCCUUCUGGUUUCUCUCCCCAGAUCUGCUUUGCCCUCAGCAUGACACAGACCCUUUCCUCAAUUCUCUGCAAGGACAACAGCUGGGUUGUAAAUUUGGUAACACUUUAGUUAGGGCAUAGCAAUAACUGAAGGAAAUGAACAGAAAGCUUAGAAUGAUCCAGCUUUUCUUAAAAUCCACAGGCUCAAUCCCCUGCCCAUGCAGCCACCUCCUGCCUCCUAUCCCUGACCUGACCUCAAGUGAGGAUAUGCUAACCUCCCUCAGGAGAGGUCAUCUUAAACUUCCGUCUCCUAACUAAAGUAUAAGCAUCAGCCACCAGGAAAUUUCAAAAAAAAGGAAGCACUGCUUUUCUUGUCUUUCAUCUUCUAUCCCAGGGUCUCUUCUUUCCAAGAUGAUAGACAGUGGGAAACCUUACACCCCUCGUGAGAAUCCUCUGUCAAGGUCUCUGAGCCUACCCAUUAUGUCUCCUCUCUUUUCUACUUUCUAGUAAUAAAUGUUCUUUCAAGGUUCUGUGCUCAGCCUUCUGCAUCCCAGUUAUUUAUAUUCAUAUAUUCACUCAGCCUUAAUGGGAACUUUGGUGUACAUGACUCUGAUCUCUACUAUCCAGCCCUAGCUCAUCCUGUUGUCCUUCCACAGUGUGGUGUAGUGAAGUGGCCAUAGAACUUGGCAUCAGAUAUCCAGGGAGGUAGGACUGGAAUCCACUGGGUCUAGGACCUUCCUGGCCGGUCUUUUUUGCCACAAGUGGCCAAAAGGAGAAAUAACAGAAUCACUGAUUUCCCCAGGAGCAGAGUGCACCUUUCACAGACUGCCACAGUGUCCCCACCCCCAAUCUUCCUGAGGAGCCAGGCUUGCAGGUAUAUAAGUAUCUAUUGAUGCUGUCCUGCCCUGACUUGGUCUUCUCUCCCUUAAAAAUGGACAAGUGCCCUCUCCCGGAACUCCUCAUCCUGCUCUGCUGCUUUAGGGUGCUAUCUGGGUCGUUUUCAGACAGAGUUGACCAAGAAAAUGAAGUAAUUUUUGAUGAAGAUCAAUAUUCUGGAGUUCGGAGAUUUAUUCAAUGUAGGAUGUGUCACCUCCAGUUCCCAGGAGAAAAGUGCUCUAGAGGAAGGGGCUUGUGUACUGCAACCACAGAGGAGGCCUGCACAGUUGCCAGGAUGUUUGAUAAGGAUGGAGCUCUCUGGUUAACCUUCAUGGGCUGCCUAAAGAACUGUGCUGAUGUGAAAAACAUAAAAUGGAGUGUCUAUUCGGUGAGCUUCAGGUGUUGCAGGAGCUACGACUUGUGCAAUGAAAACCUAUAGAAGUUGCUGGUCCUUCUGUGGAACCAGUCACUGGGUGACACUGAGGCCUCAGUCUCGUCACAAGGACUUCUCUUAAUUAAGAAGAAAAAAACCACACUUCAGAAAACGAUUACGAAGACAUGGCUCUGCCUCAGGCAGAUGAAAUAAAAAGUCCUCUCCUUUUC
Oryctolagus cuniculus (rabbit) is the source of this 2439-nucleotide messenger RNA. Lineage: Eukaryota; Metazoa; Chordata; Mammalia; Lagomorpha; Leporidae. The record is from RefSeq and is a predicted model, not a curated record.